UUAACGUUAUCGGCAAUGGAAAUUGGUUCGGACCAAUGGAACCUGCACGAAGAUUGUUUUCCAUAAAAUCUUUUAAUAGUUACUUUCCCUUUCAGGACUCGUGACACAGAAUACCUUUGACCCGCUGCAUCUUGAUGCAAUUCUAAUUAGAAAAAAAGAAAACUUUGAACUACUAACAAAGAUGGUAUACUGGUUUCAGUUUUUAGUGACAGCUGCUGUUCUACUCUCCUGCAGAUGCCAAAGAACUGCUACAGACUAUGACUGGGAUUAUUUUGUGUUUACACAGGAAUGGCCAACUGCGAUGUGUAUACUUGCAAGGGAACAGCAUAACACAUGUGUAGUACCUCCAUCUGUAACAACAUGGACAAUUCAUGGAUUGUGGCCUGACAAGAAGUACACAAAAGGACCUUUGUUCUGCAACGAAAGCUGGCCCUUUAGUCCUGAUGAGAUAGACAGUAUUGUGCCGCAAUUAAAAAUAUAUUGGCCAAAUUUAUUUCCUGAUACCUGUGAAGACUGUUUUUGGGAGCAUGAAUGGAAAAGACAUGGCACUUGCAGUACAAACCUGAAAGCAACUCAUAAUGAGCUCCUUUAUUUUAAAGCUGCUCUGAAACUGCAAAAGAAAUAUGACCUACGAAAACUUUUAAAAGAAAACGGAAUUGUACCAAGCGAAAGUGAAACAUACAGGGUCAGUUUUCAGUUUGAAAUAUUUUUAUAA
Molecule: messenger RNA, 715 nt
Organism: Gigantopelta aegis
Lineage: Eukaryota; Metazoa; Mollusca; Gastropoda; Neomphalida; Peltospiridae
Product: ribonuclease Oy-like
Exons: 8
Coding region: 182-715 (177 amino acids)
Biological process (GO): RNA catabolic process
Cellular component (GO): extracellular region
Molecular function (GO): RNA binding; ribonuclease T2 activity
Source: RefSeq, a predicted model, not a curated record